AUGGCAAGCUCACCGACGGUGUCCAUGUCUGCUAUAUUCAAGGACAACGAUAAGGGCACCAAGACAAACAUGGAGACUGACUAUGCCGAGGCGGGAAAGAAGUUUGCUCUCCUCGUGGAAAGGCUCGCCAAAGUCGGAUUGGCUACUGAAGUCCGCAACGGAGACAACCACUCUCUGUUGAUCUUCGUCAAGGUCGCCAGCGAAGACCACGUCAAUGCUGAAGUAUACCGCUCCAGAGUCAAGGAUUGGAUCCAUGGGGUCAGAUCAGCAGCACCGCAAAAGGAGACCAAAAAGGCCAUCGAGGAGGAACCGCUUCACGAAGCCGAACGCUACCGCAUCAUCUACCGCAUGAUUACCAACUCCGAAGAAGAGGGUGGUGCUGGCAUUACCCCCAAGGAGGGAGAGUGGAAGAAUGUUGAGUCCAUCUUUGCCCUGCACGACCACGCCUACAACAAAGAGUGGAUCAAGAGAUGGACCAAGAAAUACCUUCUGGAGCCCGAGGAUCUCGACGAGAUCAGAAACAGACUGGGCGAGAAGAUUGCCUUCUACUUUGCCUUUACCCAGUCUUACUUCACCUUCCUCGUCUUCCCCGCUGCCUUCGGAGCCACCGCCUGGCUUCUCUUGGGCAAAUUCUCGCCCGUCUAUGCCAUUGUCAGCACCUUGUGGUGCAUUGUCUUUGUCGAGUACUGGAAGCACCAGGAGGUCGAUCUCGGUGUAAGAUGGGGUGUCCGUGGUGUUUCCAACAUUCAGACCAAGCGCAGACACUUUGAGCACGAGCACGAAGGCACAGAUCCCGUCACUGGUGAGAAGAUGCAGAUCUUCCCUGCCACCAAGCGUCUACAACGCCAGCUGCUCCAAGUUCCUUUCGCCAUCGCUGCAGCUACUGUACUCGGUAGCUUGAUCGCGACUUGUUUCGGCAUCGAGAUCUUCAUCUCCGAGAUCUACAGCGGGCCUCUGAAGUCUGUCCUGGUCUUUCUUCCUACCAUCAUCCUGACCACAGUCAUGCCCGUCUUGAACGGCAUUCUCACCACCUUUGCUGAGCGUCUGACCAAAUUCGAGAACUACGAGACAGACGACGCCUACGAAUAUGCCAUGACGCAGAAGAUCUUUGUCCUAAACUUCAUCACCUCUUACCUACCCGUCUUCCUGACUGCUUUCGUCUAUGUACCCUUUGGCAGCGUCGUAGUUCCCUUCCUCGACGUCUUCAGCCUGACUGCUAGACCUUUCGCCCAGAACGAAAAGCAGCUGCAAGCACCCCAAGUUGGCUCAUUCGUCAUCAACCCUGAUCGUCUACGCAAGCAAAUCAUCUACUUCACCGUUACUGCUCAAAUCGUCAACCUUGGUAUGGAGGUUGUCGUACCUUACCUCAAGCGUCAGGGCUUCUCCAAGUACAAAGAGAUGCAGAGUGAGCGUGCCGCAAAGAACGGACGCCCCGCUACUGCCCCUGUCGAGAGCGACAACCCCGACGAAGCCGCCUUCCUAACCCGCGUUCGUCGCGAAGCCGAGCUCGAUGUCUACAAUGUCACAUCUGACCUUCGCGAGAUGGUUGUCCAAUUCGGCUACCUGGCACUCUUCAGCACCGUCUGGCCCUUGACAGCCGUCUCCUUCCUUGCAAACAACUGGCUCGAGCUCCGUGCCGACGCCGUCAAGAUCUGCAUCGAGAUGCAACGCCCCAUCCCCGAACGCGCCGACACCAUCGGCCCUUGGCUCGACUCCCUAGCCUUCCUCUCCUGGCUCGGCAGCAUCACCACCGCCGCCCUCGUCUACCUCUUCAGCAACGACGGCCUCGGCCCCGACGGCACACCCAAGAACAUCCGCGGCUGGGCCCUCCUCCUCACAAUCUUCUUCGCCGAACACAGCUACCUCCUCAUCCGCUGGGCCGUCCACCUCGGCAUCAGCAAAAUCGACUCUCCGGGCCGUCAAAAGGAACGUCGCGACCGCUAUCUCGUGCGCCAACGCUACUUCUCAGAGUCCAUCUCCGAGAGCCAGAAAUUGCCUGCCGUUGGCAAGUUUGGCGAGAAGAUUACUAGAGAGAGUCUUGAGGAGGAGGCUCGCGCGAGCAGUCUGAAGAGUUCGAGGAUCGAGGAUAGGUUCUGGGCUAGGCAGAGGAAUUGGCAUGAGACUGCUCAGGUGGGUGCUGGCUUGAUUGAUAAAGCUGCGCCAACUCCAGAGGCCAAGAAGAUGCAGUAA
Aureobasidium vineae is the source of this 2190-nucleotide messenger RNA. NCBI's taxonomy places the organism in Eukaryota, Fungi, Ascomycota, Dothideomycetes, Dothideales, Saccotheciaceae. The record is from the annotation of a GenBank genome assembly.